This is a messenger RNA of Paralichthys olivaceus (Japanese flounder), 4224 nucleotides long. It is a transcript of the gene fzd5, whose product is annotated as frizzled class receptor 5. Gene Ontology annotation, cellular component: plasma membrane. The record is from RefSeq and is a predicted model, not a curated record. Gene Ontology annotation, molecular function: Wnt receptor activity; Wnt-protein binding. NCBI's taxonomy places the organism in Eukaryota, Metazoa, Chordata, Actinopteri, Pleuronectiformes, Paralichthyidae. Gene Ontology annotation, biological process: canonical Wnt signaling pathway; non-canonical Wnt signaling pathway.
GAAGCUGCAGCUCUGUCGACCUCCAGGAGUUUUUCUUUCCUCCGCCCUCUGAGGGAAACUGUGGAUUAUCACCGUGUUGACGCUGCAGAGAAAACACACGUGGAGCUUCACGAAGAGACUGAGUCCAACAUGUGAGUUCACAUGUUUCCAUGUUCCCGAGGGAACAAACCCGGAGAGGACGCGUCCGGCUGCGCUUUUACGCACCAGCUUCCAGACGCACCGACUUGGAGACAUUUCAGUUCGUGGACUUUUAUUUCCCUUUCUUGCAGAUUGAAAAGUUUCCUGGACACUUUUGAGUCUCGUUGUCUUUUUGUUUUUGAGUCUCACGAUGCGACUUCUUCCUGCGGCGAGGAGAGAAACUGCCCCCGGGUUGUUAAAGUGACUGCAUCGUGAACUUUCUCCACAAUGAGAGCUGCAGCUCUGGUGAAUGACUGACAGCUCGGUGGUGGAGCUGCAGGACGCGGAACUUCAAUCCAACUUCACUCUUCUCACUUUGACUCUGAAUUAAUUCAGAUUAAUAGCUUAUUGGAACUGUUCUCCCUCGCGGCUCUCAUGGGGAGGUGCGCGCCACGCAGCCCGGUGUUCCCGCGGCCCCUCGUGUUCUCUCUCCUGCUGCUCCUCCGCGGUGCGGGUCUCACCUCCGCAGCCUCCAAGGACCUGGUGUGUGAGCCCAUCACGGUGCCCAUGUGCAAGGGCAUCGUCUAUAACCUGACCUACAUGCCCAACCAGUUCAACCACGACACCCAGGAGGAGGUGGGCCUGGAGGUGCACCAGUUCUGGCCCCUGGUGCGCAUCCACUGCUCCCCGGACCUGCUCUUCUUCCUGUGCAGCAUGUACACCCCCAUCUGUCUGCCGGACUACCGCAAGCCGCUGCCGCCCUGCCGCUCCGUGUGCGAGCGGGCCAAGCGCGGCUGCUCCCCGCUCAUGAGCCAGUACGGCUUCGAGUGGCCCGAGAGGAUGAGCUGCGAGCGGCUGCCUCAGCUGGGGGACGAGACCCUGUGCAUGGACCAGAAUAGCAGCGAGAUCACCACGCUGGCCCCGCCGUUCCCCAAACCCACCCCUAAAGGCCGGACCAGGCUCCCGAGCCCCCCUCAGUGCGACAGGGAGUGCCGCUGCAGGGACCCGCUGGUCCCCAUCAAGAGGGAGUCCCACGCCCUGUACGGCCGGGUCCAGACCGGGCCCCUGCCCAACUGUGCCCAGCCCUGCCACCAGCACUACUUCUCAGCUGAUGAGCGGGCCUUCACCAGCUUCUGGGUGGGCCUCUGGUCGGUGCUGUGCUUCAUCUCCACCUUGACCACCGUGGCCACCUUCCUCAUUGACAUGGAGCGCUUCAAGUACCCAGAGAGGCCCAUCAUCUUCCUCGCUGCCUGCUACCUCUUCGUCUCCUUGGGUUACAUCAUCCGCCUGGUGGCAGGUCAUGAGCGGGUGGCCUGUGGGGCCGGCGGCGGUGGUGGUGACCAGCUGCACAUCCUCUACGACACCACGGGCCCAGCUCUCUGCACCCUGGUCUUCUUGUUGGUGUACUUCUUCGGCAUGGCCAGCUCCAUCUGGUGGGUGGUGUUGUCCUUCACCUGGUUCCUGGCUGCAGGGAUGAAGUGGGGCAGCGAGGCCAUCGCCGGAUACUCUCAGUAUUUCCACCUCGCCGCUUGGCUCAUCCCCAGCGUCAAGACCAUCGUGGUCCUGGCCCUCAGCUCUGUGGACGGGGACCCUGUGGCCGGGAUCUGCUACGUGGGGAACCAGAGUCUGGAGAACCUCCGGGGAUUCGUACUUGCUCCUCUGGUGGUUUACCUCUUCACUGGUUCCCUCUUUCUGCUCGCAGGCUUUGUUUCUCUCUUCCGCAUCAGAAGCAUCAUCAAGCAAGGCGGCACCAAGACGGACAAACUGGAGCGGCUGAUGAUCCGCAUCGGGCUCUUCACGGUGCUCUACACCGUCCCAGCCACCAUCGUGGUGGCCUGCCUGGUCUACGAGCAGCACUACCGGCCCGGCUGGGAGCGAGCCUUGGCCUGCUCCUGCCCGACUGAGCGCCAGCGCUCGGGUCUGGGUCCGGACUAUGCCAUCUUCAUGCUCAAGUACUUCAUGUGCUUGGUGGUGGGCAUCACCUCCGGGGUGUGGAUUUGGUCGGGCAAAACCCUCGAGUCCUGGAGGAGGUUUGUGGCUCGCUGCUGCCCCUGCUGGCUGCAGAAGGCCACUGCUCCACCCUCCAUGUACAGUGAGGCCAGUACUGCUUUAACUGGACACACUGGAACCGGGCUGACGUCAGGGAUCUAUCAUAAAGCUGCUCCGUCUCAUAUAUGAGCUGACUGGACUUAUUAUUAUUAUUAUUAUUAUUAUUAUGUUCACGUUCACACUGAAUAGUUUCCUCUGUGGACACUUGGACACAAACGAUCCAAACAGAACGAGACGUGGACAAACGCCUGCAGGAGUGACUCCGGAAAAAAAUUCAACAAAAUACAAAGUAUUUGAGAAAAAUGAUUCAAACAAGUUCACAGCUUUAAAGAGCUGGAAACCUUCUUUUUUUUUCCAGUCAGAGACACAUGGAGCCUCGAUAGAAUCUCCCGUUCUUCUUCCUGUUAGUUUAUCCCGAGCACUGAGAGAGAAAAACAUAUUUAUUUAUGUAAAUAUUGUAAAAAUUUGAUGUAAAAAAGAGAAGAUUAGUUGUAUAGUGUGAUGACUAGUUAGAAAACAACCAAUGUCACUGCCACAAGUCGAGAGUGAGACACCAGGGAAACAGAUCUCAUCUGAUUUGAAGUGUGUAUAAAUUUGUACAUAUCAGUGUUUGAGUUUGACGUCCAGUGUUUUUGUACGAUUGCAAACUGAAAACUGUCUCGAAGGUUUUUCUCGGACUUUAAAGUGAGAAUCAAAAACGGAUUCAGUCGUUUUAAUGGACGACUUUAGUUUCAAUUAGUUUUGUCAAUGACAUGUGAACGAACUGCCCUUGACCUUUAGCCCCACCUGCUGGUUGACGGGGGAACUGAAUCACACCAGAGACCCUCAAGUAUGAAAUAUAAAAAUAUUCGAGGCAACAAAAUCUACAAUUGGAUUAAUUUAGUUCGACAUAAUUUACUUUUUUAAAAAUUAAUUUCUGUUCUGACUCUUGUGCUGUGGAUUCACUGAUGCCCUCAGCGUCCCCCUCCAGGUCCCUGGACCUCAGCUUGAGAACCGUUGCUCUGUUUUUCUAAUGAUCUCAUGUCACCGACUCUGAACAGACGUAACAAUAGAUAACUUCACCACAGACGGGUUUGAUAAAUGACAAGUUACAAAACUUAUUUCUAUAUUAGUUUCAGUUAGAUUUUGCUUUAGUUUCAAACCAUUGUGCAAGAAUUCAUAUAUUUUUAGUUUGGAAAAAAAAUAGGAAAUUUGGAAACAUCAAUUUCAGAUUUGGAAAAAUGUGCAUUUUUUAUCAUUUUCCCAAAUAUUAUAGAUCAAAACAAUUGAAGCAAAUGAAUUAAUUAAUAAUGAAUAUACACAUUCUCUCUGUAACAUAUAAUAUAUGUCAUUAUAUUAUGUAAUACUGACUUUUGGAAAUCUAACUGCAAUGUUCUAAAAUAUGAGCUCACACUGAAUAUGUCAAUUAUUUCAAAUCAAAGCAUAAAGAAGAACUUAAGUUGAAAGAUAAUCAUCAGAGGUUUUUAGAGGACGGUUUGAAUUUAUCACAUCUGACUGUAUUCAAACUUAAUUUGUGAAAACUUUGAUGAGCCAACGAAUCUGUUCGCUGUCGUAUGAUGUGAAGGAGCCUCAGGUCUUCUCUCAGAGGUCAGAGGUCACGUUCGGUGUCAGGAGUCUACAAAUGAGCUGAAACUUAUCAACCAGAAACUUAAAGAAAGGUGACGCUGUCCCCCAGAGAUCAGUGUCAACAGUCACAUCACAAAACAGAAUUUAUGGAUAAAAUAAUCCUCCGUUUGUUUCCUGCCUCCUGCCGUGAUGUGUUGUGACGUCAGUGUCGUGUUCUCUCUAAACUUCUGUGUCCAAGUGUUAGAAAACAUGUCUGUAAUUUAUUAGUCUGAUUUGAGCGAAUGUGAUAGUGCGAGUGAUGAGCGUCGGUAAAAAACUGACAUCGUGGUUCGUCUGUACGUUGAAGUGUAAAUCUGUUUUUCACACCGAGAUAAACUCUUUAAAAAAGAUUUUAAAAAGUUGUAGAUUUUUGAUUCAUAUUGUGGAAUUAAAAGUGAGUUGAUCUGGAGUUGGUGUCUGUGACAAAAUAAACUGAGUUUUGUUUUUAACGAA